AUGAAAUCAUUAUUUUUAGCAACAAGUAGAGAAUUCUAUUUACAUAGUUUUAGGAUCAACAGUAUCAAAAGCAUUGCAUCAUCAUCUUUACAUUAUUGUACAUCUUCUUCUUCAUCGACUACUACUGCUACCGCUUCAACACAUUUACAUCAAAAACAACAUCAGCAACAGCAACAACAACAACAUCAAAAGAAAAAUAAUAGUCAUAAUACAAAUAAUUUAAUUGAUUUACAAAAUAAUAGCAAUCAUAAUAAUAAUAAUGAAAAUAAUAAUAACAAUCAAAAUGAUCAUUUAGAUAAAAAUGGAAAUAACAAUAAUAAUAGCAAUAAUAAUAAUAAUAAUAAUAAUACUGAUCCAAUACAUAAUUUCUCAACAACCAAUAUAAUUAAUAAUCUAUCAUCGAUUAGUAGCAGUGUGCAUGGCAAACAACAACAGACGAUCGAUUCAAUGCCAUCGCCACCCAAGGCGCGUCGCAUCAAGGCGACCGGUGGCAUGGUCAAUGACUCGUUCGUGUUCCACACGAUCCUCGAGGAACUCCGCAAAGUCGAGUACCGCAGCGGUGUCGUUGUCGACGGAUUCCCACGAACCAACAUCCAGGUCGAGUGUAUCAAUGCACUCUACGAGAAAAUGAAGGAGCUACGAAAGAGCUAUUUCAACACACCGCAAGCCAGUUGCUUUCCGCGUCCGGUCUUCCGUGUGACCGUCCUCUUUGUCGAGGAGAAAGAGUCGGUCGACCGUCAGAUUCGACGUGGUCAAAUCACCAAAGAAACCAAUAUAAAGCUGAGAGCACAGGGUUUGCCGCUCUUGGAGGAGCGUGAUACCGACACGUCGGAAGACGCAGCGCGCAAGCGUUACAAGAUCUUCAAGGAUCACUACUCGACGCUACAGACCCUAAAGAAACAUUUCCCAUUCUCGAUAAUCGAUGCCAGCAAAGCGAUUGGCGAAGUACAGCAGAGUAUCAUCAAGGAGUUCAAGUAUCAGAGUUCACUGGAGUUGGCCGAGGAGACCUACGAUAUGGUACAGCGCAUUCCACUGGUGAGCGACAUCACCGAUCAUGCACGUGUCGAUCUGGUGACGCGACUCGACGAAUAUCAGUUCCGACACACCGAUCUCUUUGCAUCGGUCAUCAACAUCAUCGACAAAGACUUUAUACCGACGGUGCGUCGCCACUCGAUUGCCGGUAGCGCAACCAUGAGAGUUACCAAUCGUAUCUUUUCCAACCCAUUAGCUGUCGAUAUGGCAUUAGAUGUUUUAUCCGAAAGAGGAUUUAGAGCAACCGUAGAUGUAAGAACAACCCAUAUUCCUCAUAGAAUAAAUCCAACGACAAUGGAAAUCGAAACAACUACACAACAUGAAUAUAUGUUCAAGGUAGACUUCCAAGCACCUCUCAUCAGACUUGAGAACUUGUCAACUCUUCAUCCAAAAAUGGGAAAAGCUUAG
Heterostelium album PN500 is the source of this 1440-nucleotide messenger RNA. RefSeq names its product adenylate kinase. Bases 1 to 1440 code for a protein of 479 amino acids. The transcript is spliced from 3 exons. Lineage: Eukaryota; Evosea; Eumycetozoa; Acytosteliales; Acytosteliaceae. The record is from RefSeq and is a predicted model, not a curated record.